Musa acuminata AAA Group (dessert banana) is the source of this 1197-nucleotide messenger RNA. RefSeq lists its product as uncharacterized. The record is from RefSeq and is a predicted model, not a curated record. The transcript has 7 exons. Lineage: Eukaryota; Viridiplantae; Streptophyta; Magnoliopsida; Zingiberales; Musaceae. Gene Ontology annotation, biological process: lipid metabolic process. The coding region runs from base 275 to 949 and encodes 224 amino acids.
GUAAAGGGUGAAUAGACAUCAGCCAAUAGCGUCGUCGUCUCCUAUUCUCUCAUCUCCUUCCCUCUCCUAUUAAGCGUGAUAGUCGACCCAUCUUCCAUUCGCCAUUGGACAGGCCCAGUGAGGGAGAGGAGAGAUCGUGCCACCUCCACCUUCCAGUAAUAUCUCAGGUUCACUAGACAGAUUAAAUUUCGAGGAAUUUAUUGCCCCUUUGGAGAGACCUUGAACUGAUAUCCAUAUCUGAUGAGGGGUAUUUUGAUUCUUGCACAAGGUAACUAUGGAUUCAAGAUUAAGCUUUUCACUUCUUAUGCUGGUAAUCAGCUUUAUUCCAGCAAAUGCCAGAAGUCUGGCUACCUUGGAUGCCUUUGUUGUGGAAGUGGAUAACAAGAUACAAAGUGAAAGUAGCAUCGUAAGGAAUGAAAAAUUGUGCACACUCUGUGAAGACUUCACUUCCAAGGCUUUAUACUAUCUUGGUGAAAAUGAGACUCAGACUCAGGUUCUCAGUACACUUCAUAAAGCAUGUUCCACACUGCAUUCUUUCAAACAACAGUGUAUUACAUUGGUAGAUUACUAUGCACCAAUGUUUUUCUUGGAGGUUUCCACAGUAAGUCCAGGGCAGUUCUGUGAAAAGGUGAAUCUCUGUGGGGAGACUUUAGUGAUGCAAUUGCCAAAGCGCGAUGAUGCCUGCAGCCUCUGCCAGAAUGUUGUUGUAGAGGUUCUUGUCAAACUGAAAGAUCCUGACACAGAGCUUGAGGUGCUCGAGACACUUCUGAAAGGCUGCAGCAAAAUGGAGAAUUUUGCCCAAAAGUGUAAGAAACUGCUCUUCCAAUAUGGCCCACUAAUCCUCGCCAACGCUGAGAAUUUUCUCGAGACGAAUGAUGUCUGCACCGCAAUCCACGCAUGCAAGGAUAGUCAAGAAGAUCUCACUGCAUCCAUGCUUGCUGAUGCUUGAGCUAUGAAGGUAAAAAGAAGCCUAAGAUAUUUCUGCGCUCUGCACAUGAGCAUAAUUGUUGAACUUAUGUCGCAAUAAUCUUUUACUCUCCAGUGCUGUAAAUAGAAAACAUCUGCCUCAAGCUUGUCAUUUGUGCAUAAGCAUAUCGGUAUUGUACAUUACCUAGUCAACCUGGCCUUGUAAUAGUAAAUACUUGACAUCUCAUGGCUCUGUGAUUCUUAAAUAUCUCAGUAUUAUUCUAGUGUUCA